UUCAUUCUCAUAUUACAAAAUAUUCUUUACAGGGAAAAAAACAAGGAAAAGGUACUAAAAGGCAAGCUCCUUUAUCACUGGAUGAUGAUUAUGACCCUACACGUCCAAAUGAUUAUGAAGAAUAUAAAGAAUAUGAAAAAAGACGUAAAGAAGCUGCUUAUCAUGAAGAACAUUCCAGACGUAGAUCAAUGAGCCCUGAACCAAGGCAACGUUCACCACCUCGUUCGUUCCCUCCUCCCCCAUCAUUAUAUUCAGAAACUCAGCCAUUAGCAGUUGAAACAUCUGUUCCAGAACCUCCUAGGCCACGUACUCCACCUGCCAAGAUUGAUUUAGAUAUAACAGGUGAAGAGGCAUUUUUACGAAGAGCACGACUGAGCAACCGCGUUAAUGAGACAGUCCAAAA
Messenger RNA from Racocetra persica, 403 nucleotides. NCBI's taxonomy places the organism in Eukaryota, Fungi, Glomeromycota, Glomeromycetes, Diversisporales, Gigasporaceae. The record is from the annotation of a GenBank genome assembly.